AUGUGCGUGUCUGGCUGGUCUCGGGGUCGUUCGGUCGUUCGGUCGUUCGUUUGGUUUUUAGCAGGUUCUGGCAGUACGAUCGUACGAUGUUGAUUGUCGUGUAAUUGUGAGUUGUGAGAGGUUUAACUGAAGGUUCUGAAGAGAUCCGCCUGUAAUGGUCGUAGAGUGUCCGACGAUAAAUUCUUCUUGAUAGAGACGUGAUUUUUCCCUCCCAUUGGUUGCAAAAUGGAAUCGAGGAUUAUUGUCUUGAGCUUGGUUGUGCUCUUCAUCACGAUGGUCGCGACAACGUCGACCACUAAAGAACGAAAAAAGAAAUCGUGGCGCGACAAGGAUAUACGAGAUAUGACGGACGCUGAUCUGGAACACUUGCUGGAACAGUGGGAAGAAAACGAUGAACCCCUGGAGCCAGACGAAUUGCCAGAACACUUGCGACCCCUUCCAAAGAUAGAUGUAUCCAAGCUAGACAUAAGGAAUCCAGAGAGUAUGCUGAAACUGACGAAAAAGGGGAAAGGCGUUAUGAUGUUCGUAGACCUCCAGUCAAACGUCUCGGAGGAGCAAGCCGAUAUCGCGACGCGUAUUUGGCAGACUGGCCUACAAAACAAUCAUAUCACUGCGGAAAGAUAUCCAAUCGAAAAUAAACGUUAUAUAUUCAUGUUCCACGACGGAUCUCAGGCUCUCGAAGGUAAAAAUUAUUUGCUGCAGCAUCCUGAAGUGGCUCAUGUUACUAUCGAAGGGCAAACGUAUUAUCCAUCGCUAAAGGAACAAAACUUUUUAGUUGACGAGUCAUUGAGAAAGCCAAGUGUCAAGACAAAGGAAGGAGAGUUGUAAUCUUUCGUACUCGAGACGCGUUACUGCAUUUCUGAUAAACACAUUUUCCGUUUAUCUACUUUUUUACAAAGUAUUUUUUUGAUAAGUUUUUUUUCGAGUCGUUUUCAGCAAAAAGUUUUCAAUCUAUCAAGUGUUGAAUCUCUAUUGUGCGUUUAUUAGUUUGUAUAAUAAAUGAAAUAUAUGCUAUCUA
Messenger RNA from Temnothorax curvispinosus, 1018 nucleotides. It is a transcript of the gene boca, whose product is annotated as LDLR chaperone boca. Lineage: Eukaryota; Metazoa; Arthropoda; Insecta; Hymenoptera; Formicidae. Gene Ontology annotation, biological process: protein folding. The transcript has 6 exons. Bases 226 to 828 code for a protein of 200 amino acids. The record is from RefSeq and is a predicted model, not a curated record.